AUGUCUGCUUUAUUCUCUUACAGAAACAGAGCAAUCUCUCUUUUGCGACUCGGUUCUUCGAAAUUCGGAUGUUUCUCUCGAGCAGGGUUUUCUUGCGGCGCUGUAAAACAGUAUAAACGAGAUGAUUAUGCUUCUCACGAACCAUUUGGUAUCUCUGGGUUUGAUAUGGAGAAGAGCAUAUACAACAUUCUUACAAUUGACCGUUGGGGAUCUCUUAAUCAUAUGGAUUAUAGACAGGCUCGUCUUAGACCAGUUCACGGGAAGCUAGCUUUGAAGUUUCUUAAAUGGGUAGUUAAGCAGCCAGGUUUGGAGACUGACCACAUUGUUCAGUUGUUCUGUAUUACUACACAUAUACUUGUUAGAGCUAGAAUGUAUGAUCCUGCAAGACACAUCUUGAAGGAGUUAUCUUGGAUGGGUAACAAAUCAAGCUUUGUUUUUGGUGCUUUAAUGACCACUUACCGGCUUUGCAAUUCAAACCCUUCUGUUUUCGAUAUCUUGAUUAAAGUGUAUUUGAGAGAAGGAAUGAUUCAAGAUUCGCUCGAAAUAUUUCGCUUGAUGGGUCUUUACGGUUUCAACCCUUCUGUUUAUACUUGUAAUACAAUGCUAGGUUCUGUUGUAAAGAGUGGUGGGGAUGUCUCAGUCUGGUCUUUCUUGAAGGAAAUGCUAAAGAGGAAGAUUUGUCCCGAUGUGGCUACCUUCAAUAUACUACUUAAUGUGCUCUGCGCUGAAGAAAAUUUUAAAAAGUCAUGCUAUCUUAUGGAAAAGAUGGAGAUGGCUGGUUAUUCCCCAACUAUAGUUACGUACAAUACUGUGCUCCAUUGGUAUUGUAAAAAGGGAAGAUAUAAAGCUGCUAUUGAGCUUAUUGAUCACAUGAGGUCGAAAGGGGUCGACGCUGAUGUUUGUACAUAUAAUAUGCUUAUCCAUGAUUUGUGCAGAAACAAUAGAAGUGCCAGAGGUUAUUUGUUGUUGAGGAAAAUGAGGAAGCGGAUGAUUUACCCCAACGAAGUCACGUACAAUACGCUUAUUUGUGGUUUUUCCAAUGAAGGAAAAGUUCUCAUUGCUCGUCAACUUUUGGAUGAGAUGCUAACCUCUGGACUUUCCCCGAAUCAUGUUACUUUUAAUGCUUUGAUUGAUGGACACAUUGGUGAGGGAAACUUUAAAGAGGCUUUGAAGAUGUUUUAUAUGAUGGAAGCGCAAGGUCUUAUACCUACUGAAGGUAGCUAUGGGUUACUUUUAGAUGGGUUGUGCAAGCAUGCAGAGUUUGACUUAGCGCGAGGCUUUUACAUGAGAAUGAAGAUAAAUGGGGUCGCUGUUGGGCGAAUAACAUACACUGGAAUGAUUGAUGGGUUAUGCAAAAAUGGGUUAUUAGAUGAAGCAGUUGGGAUGCUUAAUGAAAUGAGCAAAGAUGGUAUUGAUCCCGAUAUCGUCACAUACUCCGCACUUAUAAAUGGAUUUUGCAAGGUGGGGAUGUUUAAAACUGCCAAGGAGAUAGUGUGUAGAAUUUACCGAGCUGGUCUUAGUCCAAAUGGCAUCAUAUACUCAACGCUGAUAUACAAUUGUUGCAGGAUGGGAUGCUUAAAGGAAGCAUUAAGAAUUUAUGAAGCGAUGAUCCUCGAGGGUCAUACUCCAGACCAUUUCAUGGUCAAUGUACUUGUUGCUUCGCUAUGUAAAGCUGGUAAAGUGGGUGAGGCAGAAGAAUUUAUGCGUUGCAUGACAAGUGAUGGUCUUCUUCCUAACACAGUUAGCUUUGAUUGUCUUAUCAACGGGUAUGGAAGCUUGGGUGAAGGGCUAAAAGCGUUCUCUAUUUUUGAUGAGAUGAUGAAAGUAGGUCAUCACCCAACGUUCUUCACAUAUGGUAGUCUGCUCAAGGGAUUAUGCAAAGGUGGGCAUUUGAUAGAGGCAGAGAAGUUUCUGAAUAGCCUCCAUGACGUUCAUGGAGCUGUUGAUACUGUAAUGUACAACACACUAGUCACUGCGAUGUGUAAAUCUGGGAACUUGGACAAGGCUGUCUCUCUUUUUGGUGAGAUGGUGCAGCGAAGCAUCCUGCCAGACAUUUAUACAUAUACAAGUCUUAUUUCUGGGUUGUGUAAGAAAGGCAAGACUGCUAUUGCCAUACUUUUUGCUAAGGAAGCUGAGGAUCGAGGUAAUUUACUUCCCAACAAGGUGAUGUAUACCUGUUUUGUGGAUGGUCUGUUCAAGGCUGGCCAGUGGAGAGCUGCUUUUUAUUUUCGGGAGCAAAUGGAGAAAGUUGGCCUUACCCCUGAUGCUGUCACAACAAACGCAAUGAUUGAUGGUUACUCAAGGAUGGGGAAAAUAGAGAAGACAAAUGAGCUACUUUCUGAAUUGGGGAACCAAAACAGGGGUCCUAAUCUGGCUACCUACAAUAUUCUCUUGCAUGGGUAUUCGAAGAGGAAAGACAUAUCAACGAGCUUUAUGCUGUAUAGAUCCAUGAUACUGAACGGAAUUUUACCUGACAAGCUGACGUGUCAUUCUCUAAUGCUCGGGAUUUGUGAAUCCAACAUGUUGGAGAUUGGUCUUAAAAUCUUGAAAGCAUUCAUAUGCCAAGGUAUUGAAGUGGACAGGUAUACGUUCAACAUGCUAAUCUCCAAAUGUUGUGCAAAUGGAGAGAUCAAAAGCGCAUUUGAUCUAGUUAAUAUCAUGACUUCACUGGGAAUCUCCCUUGAUAGAAAUACGUGUGACGCCAUUGUAAGCAUCCUCAACAGGAGUCACAGGUUUCAGGAAUCUCGCAUGCUUUUGCACGAAAUGUCGAAGCAAGGUAUAUCUCUCAAGUGUACAAAGUACAUUGGUCUGCUUAACGGUCUUUGCAGAGUGGGAGAUAUAAAGACUGCGUUUGAGCUAAAGGAUGAGAUGAUAACACUUAAGAUAUGUCCGUGUAAUGUAGCUGAGAGUGCAAUGGUAAGAGCACUUGCAAAAUGCGGUAAGGCGGAAGAAGCUAUGCUGCUUCUUCGGUCUAUGCUGAAAAUGAAGUUGGUUCCAACUAUUGCUAGUUUCACUACUCUAAUGCACAUGUAUUCCAAGAAUGGUGAUGUUACAAAGGCCCUGGAAUUGAGAGUCAUCAUGAAUAAUUGUGGCCUGAAGCUUGAUCUCGUGUCGUAUAAUGUCUUGAUUACUGGACUAUGUGGCAGAAGUGAUAUUGUAGCUGCAUUUGAACUCUAUGAAGAGAUGAAACGAGAUGGUCUCUUAGCCAAUGUGACUACCUACAAAGCUCUCAUCAGUGGGAUUCUUUCUCUAGGAACCGCUUUCGCUGGGACUGAUAUCAUCAUGAAAGAUUUACUUGCAAGAGGAUUCAUAACAUCCUUGAGCUCGUCACAAGAUUCACAGAAAACCUUGACAAUGGUCAUGGGGAAGCUGAAGGCCUUGCAAAGUAACAAAAAGGGAUAA
Messenger RNA from Arabis nemorensis, 3402 nucleotides. Lineage: Eukaryota; Viridiplantae; Streptophyta; Magnoliopsida; Brassicales; Brassicaceae. The record is from the annotation of a GenBank genome assembly.